Petromyzon marinus (sea lamprey) is the source of this 5510-nucleotide messenger RNA. RefSeq names its product glutamate receptor ionotropic, kainate 2-like. Gene Ontology annotation, biological process: monoatomic ion transport. Gene Ontology annotation, molecular function: ligand-gated monoatomic ion channel activity; signaling receptor activity. The record is from RefSeq and is a predicted model, not a curated record. NCBI's taxonomy places the organism in Eukaryota, Metazoa, Chordata, Hyperoartia, Petromyzontiformes, Petromyzontidae. Gene Ontology annotation, cellular component: membrane.
GAGGGAAUGCGAGAGAGGGAGCGAGAGAGCCGAGCGAGAGAGCGAGCGGAACGAAUCCGCGCCACUCCUCACUCCACCAUGCACCCAGGAGCGCAGGCGUCGCCGCGAGGGGAGCGCACGGAUGACAAAAGCGCCACCAUUCAGCGGCUGCUCUUCACGCCCGCGGCUCCGCAGAGAUACCCACACGUCGCCUCUUCAUCCUCCUCAUCCUCAUCCUCCUCCUCUCCUCCUCUUCUUCGUCCCCGAGUCUCGUCCUCAUCCAAUUCCUCCGCCCUUGCCGGACCGCUGGCUGCGAGCUUCUAACGACUUGGGAGGCUUCCCGUGCACGCUCCCUCCUCAUCAUCCUCCUCCUCCUCCUCCUCCUCCUCAUCAUCAUCAUCUUCCUUCGUCCUGAACGCCACACAACCACAACCACCACGACGACUACUACUACUACUACAUGGCUGCGCUUGGACACCGCCUUGAGCGUAGCAGUGUUGUUUGGGCGUGAAUGACUCGCCUUACCCCAUCACCACCACCACCAGCAGCACUUGCACCAGCCGUGCAUCAUCUACAGCCGCAAAGUCCCCCAACUGUGGUAUCUUGAACCCCCCUCCCCCUUGUAGUAAUACUAAUAAUAAUCAUCAACAUCAUCAGCAGCAGCACUGGCUACAAGAAACCGCUCAGGAUGAGCCGCCGGCCCUUCCCAGCCCGUCGGAUACGGUUCAAUUCCGGGCUGCGAGUGUUGGUGUGGCUGUUCUGCAGCGGGCUGUCCGUGGCUAUGCCGCACGUUCUGAGAAUAGGCGGAAUCUUUGAGACGGUGGAGGGAGGCCCCGCGAGUGCCGAGGAGAUCGCCUUCAAGUUCGCCGUGAACAGCAUCAACAGGAACCGGACGCUGCUGCCCAACACCACGCUCACGUACGACAUCCAGAGGAUUAACAUCUACGACAGCUUCGAGGCCUCGCGCAAAGCAUGCGACCAGCUGUCGCUGGGGGUGGCCGCCAUCUUCGGACCUUCUCACUCGGCGUCGGCGAGCUCCGUGCAGUCGAUCGCCAACGCGCUCGAGGUGCCCCACAUCCAGACGCAGUGGAAGCCGCAGCCGUCGAGCAGCCGGGACACGUUCUUCGUGAACCUGUACCCCGACUACGCGUCCGUGAGCCGCGCCGUGCUCGACUUGGUGCAGUCCUACAAGUGGAAGAGCGUCACGGUGGUGUACGAGGACAGCACGGGCCUCAUACGACUCCAGGAGUUGAUCAAGGCGCCGUCGCAGCUCAACCUGAAACUGAAAAUUCGCCAGCUCCCGCUGGACACGCGCGACACCAAGCCGCUGCUGAAGGAGAUGAAACGAGGCCGGGAGUUUUAUCUCAUCUUUGACUGCGGCCACGAGACAGCGGCCGAGAUCCUGCGACAGGCUAUGGCAAUGGGAAUGAUGACAGAGUAUUACCACUACAUAUUCACCACCCUGGACCUGUUUGCCCUGCAUCUCGACAGCUACCGCUACAGCGGAGUGAACAUGACGGGCUUCCGCCUCAUGAGCCUUGACGACUCCCGCGUCUCCUCCGUCAUGGAGCGCUGGACCAUGGAGCGUCUCGCUCCCACACGGCCCGAGUCCGGCCUCGUGCACGGGGUCAUGACGACCGACGCUGCCCUCAUGUACGACGCGGUCCACGUGGUCUCGCUGGCCUCCCAGCGCUCCACGCAGAUGACCGUCAGCUCCCUGCAGUGUCACCGACACAAGCCCUGGAGGUUCGGCGCUCGCUACAUGCAGGCCAUCAAGGAGGCUCAGUGGGAUGGCAUCACCGGCCGAAUUGCAUUCAACCAGAGCAACGGACUGCGCACAGACUUCGACCUGGACGUGAUCAGCCUGAAGGAGGAAGGGCUGGAGAAGGCGAUUAGUGAGGUGGUGCAAGGGCCCCAUAAAAAAGUUUGGACGAAGAUAGGCACGUGGGACACGGUCACGGGGCUGAAGAUGCUGGAGGCCAACAAGGACAAGUCCGUCAACGUGACGGACUCGCUGUCCAACCGGACUCUCAUUGUCACCACGAUUCUGGAAGGGCCGUACACCAUGUUCAAGAAGUUGCACAGAACCCUCCGUGGCAACGAGCGCUUCGAGGGCUACUGCAUGGAUCUGCUCAGGGAGCUCUCCAAAAUCCUGGGCUUCACCUACGAGGUCAAGCUGGUGGACGACGAGAAAUACGGCUCGCAGGACGAGAACGGCCAGUGGAACGGGAUGGUGCGAGAGCUCGUCGAUCACAAAGCUGACCUGGCUGUUGCGCCCCUCACCAUUAACUACAUGCGGGAGAAGGCCAUCGAUUUCUCCAAGCCAUUUAUGACGCUGGGGAUCAGCAUUUUGUACCGCAAGCCCAACGGAACCAACCCAGGGAUAUUUUCCUUUCUCAAUCCCCUCUCACCCGACAUCUGGAUGUAUAUUCUGUUGGCUUACUUGGGCGUCAGUUGUGUGCUGUUUGUCAUUGCAAGGUUCAGUCCCUACGAGUGGUACAACCCCCACCCGUGCAACCCGGACUCGGACGUGGUGGAGAAUAACUUCACGAUGCUCAACAGCUUCUGGUUCGGAGUGGGAGCCCUCAUGCAGCAAGGUUCGGAGUUGAUGCCCAAGGCCCUGUCGACGCGCAUCGUGGGCGGCAUCUGGUGGUUCUUCACCCUCAUCAUCAUCUCGUCCUACACGGCCAACCUGGCCGCCUUCCUCACCGUGGAGCGCAUGGAGUCGCCCAUCAGCUCCGCCGACGACCUCGCCAAGCAGACGCGCAUCGAGUACGGGGCCGUGCGUGACGGAUCCACCAUGACCUUCUUCAAGAAAUCCAAGAUCUCGACGUACGAGAAGAUGUGGGCCUUCAUGAGCAGCCGCCAGACGGCGCUCAUAAAAAACAACGAGGAGGGGAUCCAACGCGUCCUCACCACGGACUACGCGAUGCUCAUGGAGUCCACCAACAUUGAGUACGUGACGCAGCGAAACUGCAACCUCACGCAGAUUGGCGGUCUCAUCGACAACAAGGGCUACGGCAUCGGCACGCCUCUGGGCUCCCCGUACCGGGACAAGAUCACCAUCGCCAUCCUGCAGCUGCAGGAGGAGGGCAAGCUGCACAUGAUGAAGGAGAAGUGGUGGCGCGGGAAUGGCUGCCCCGAGGAAGACAGCAAUGAGGCGAGCGCUCUCGGCGUGCAGAACAUCGGCGGCAUCUUCAUCGUGCUCGCCGCCGGCCUCGUCCUCUCCGUGUUCGUCGCCAUCGGGGAGUUCAUCUACAAGGCGCGGAGGAAUGCCAAGAUCGAGAAGCGCUCGGUGCUGAGCGCGAUGGCGGAGGAACUCCGCAUAUCCCUCCGGUGCCACAGCAGAGUGAAGCGGAGGGCCCCGGUUCUCAUCCGCGUCGAGGACUCGCUCAACAUGCACACCUUCAACGACCGCCGGCUGCCGGGGAAAGAGACGAUGGCGUGACUCGGCACGGCGGGAUGGCGAGGCCGACGAGCGGCGGCGGCCGUUUGCCGAAGUCGACCGACCUCUCUCCCCGCGGCGGCGGCGGCGGUGGCUCCUCCGGCUCCGUCUCGGCCUCGACCUCGUCCACGCACUCUGGCACCGAGUCUCCUCCGCAUCGGAUUUUCUGUGAAAACGUUGCGUCCGCCACCUGCCCCCACCCGAAGGGUUUCGAUCUCGGAGCGAUGCCCCCGGUGAGCCCGUGUAGAUAGAGGGACUGCGGCGACGACGACCAUGGUGACGGCGGUGGCGCGAACUGGAACUUGGCAUUGUCGGGAACGUUUUUGGGUGUGAAAUCAAGCAAAGUGAAGCGGAUGGAACAACAGCAGCAGCAGCAACGGACAAACUAAAUGAACACUUGAAGGAAUUUACUUUAAAAACAAGAAAUCACUCACGUAAAAAAAAAACUUAAAACAAAAUAAGGACUUGUUUGUGGUUGUAGUUAUUGUUAUCGUUUGACGAAAAUGCUUCUUUAGUUUUGUUAUGUUUUUUUAUUUUUCUUUGCAAGUGAAAAAAAACAUUUUAGGUACAGUAGUUGCGUUCUGAACACUGUUCGUUUGUUUAAAAUACAACGUUGAGUGAGAAUGUCCGAUGGUGAAAAUGAUGACCUGUUCAUUCAUUGGUAUACAUACACUCGCUUGCUACAAUAAGUUUGUUAUUACCGUUAUUAUUAUUACUACUAUGAUGAUAAUGUUGUUAUUGCACCCGAGAUGAAUUACCCAUGGUAUUUUGUUCCAACAUGGAUUGUAAGAGUUUUAUUUAAGAGCACUAUAUUACACUAUAUUUAUAUGGUUGAGUGGCGGUCAAAUGAUUUUUGAGAAUGGGGGCAUUUAUUGAAAAAAGUCACAACCUAAUGUCGGACCUUAUUCCAAAGUCCUUCUCUAUAUGGUAAUCAUGUGGUGGAAUAAGUGCGUUGAUGUUGGGUGGCUACACUAUUAAAACAGAAUUAGUGAGUCGGUGCUUCUGAUUAAUUUCCCAUUCUAAAACAGUUUUCGCUAUCCUUUUGUAUUAUGUGUAUGGAAAAAAAAAUCCGAAUUUUUUAACGUGUGUUAUUCAUCUCAUCGAGUUGUCGCUAUUAUUUUUUUUCGUGGUAUUAUUUUUUGUCUGUUGGAAAUAAAAUAUUUCUCCCGUUAUGGUUAAUAGACCGUUAAAAACCCAUUUUACGCUCAUUAUGACAGGAAUGACGAUUGUUUUAAAACGAAGGAAGACAUCGCUUGGUUAUUUGCAUCCUAAUUUGAAGCAGAGUUGUGUUAAUGGAACUGUGGGAUGGCAGUAACGCUAGACGUGCCACGCACAUACGAACGAGGGCGGGGGGGGGAAUCUCUCUUUUAAAUGUUGCCCGGUCGUAGGGAAAAAAGAUUUGGGAUGGAAAAUCCUGUCGGUGAUUUUGGCUGGACAAUUUUACGCUGAUUUGGGAUGGAAAAUCCUGAUGGUGAUUUGGGAUGGAAAAUCCUGAUGCUGAUUUUGGCUGGAGAAAUUUAACGCUGGUUUGGGAUGGAAAAUCCUGAUGGUGAUUUUGGCUGGAAAUAUUCUGACAGUCGUUUGGGAUGGAGAAUGCUGAAGGUGAUUUUUGGAUGGUAAAAAUACUGAAGGUGAUUUGGGAUGGAAAAUCCUGUUGGUGAUUUAUUGGCGCAUCGGCGAAUGGGUGAGAUGUUUGGUAAACCUUUUGCAUGCUAGGUUCUGCCAAGAAAAUGUAAACUUUUUGGAUAAUUGAUUUUUUUGACAAACACUGUUUAUUUUUAAUUUUUCCCAGCCAGUAAAAAAAUGGUGCUUUUUAGAUGACACACACAGCAAUCCAUGUUUUCAAACAGAUUAUUUUUUGUUCGAUAAAAUAUUUGGAAUGUUGGUAAAUAUAUAUGUUUAACAUGUCUGAAAUUGAAUGUUGUAAAGACAUGAUGUAGACAUGAUAAAGCCGAGUCCCUUUUAUAUAUUUAACUUUUUUGAGAGAAAUGAAAGGCAGAAGGAUUUUAAGACGCUUUAUUUCGACGAUGUUGUUCUUGUUUGUGAAUACCGGAUUAUCAGGAUAAAGGGACAUGAUUUAAUAUGC